AUGAAAUUCUCUUGUCUUGACUUAAACUAAAAGAGCCCAUAAUUUUUCUCUCUUAAAUUUUCACGUUAGAAUCUGGAUUUGAUAAACCCUUUAAUUGUUGCAGUUUAUCCUGGGUGUAAUGCGUAUUUAACUCUGCCUAAAACCACUCGUUAGCACCGGUAGUCGACCAGCGUUAUUAGUUGAUGAGGUUCAUUUCAGAGCCAGGAAUCGUUUCCCUGUUGGGAAGAGUUACCCGUUUGAGUAUCAAAUCAGCAAGUUUUUUUGCUUCCGGUUGAGAGCGGCGGCUGGCUUCUGUUCUCUCAUUUUCAUAUACUAUCAUGUUCUCUCAUUUUCAUAAAUUAUCAAGCAUUUGGUGUUGAUAUCUGCCAUUCUGAUUCAAUCCAAGCUCUCCAUAAAGUCGUCCAAGGCUGUUGGAAACAGGGAAGUACUUGCAUGCAAAGUGUUCGACAAAAGGCUUGUACCAGAACCAGCAGAUGUUUGUGCCACAUUGAUAAACAGAACAGAUAAAAACAUCUUUUUUAAUAGUUGUGAUGAUCAGAACAGCGGGAUUUUCUUUUUCUCAGAUACUUGGAGUACCUGGUGGCAAAGUCGAUGGCUCCAGACAGAGGCAGCUUUUCAUCUUUUUCUCUAACGAUAAAUGUAACUUGAGGUCUUCUACAGGGUUUAACUACUUGAUUACUGCUAAAGUGCAAGCAGGGGAAACUGCAGCCAAUCGGACUGGGAACCAUUUAUUAGUGGACUGUAGCACAGACUCUCUCAACUCCUCCAGAGAUGAUGCUAUCUCUGCAGUCGCUAAAUUAAGCAGCUUAAGCUCACAUAAAUCUCAAGCAAAUGCUGUCUUAGUUGUUGAUUAUCUGGAACGGAUAGGCAUGGAUCAGGCUCAUAUAAAUGCUGCUGUGUCCAAGUUUCCAAAAUUGCUACUCUAUGACCCUGACAAAAAGCUUCACCCCAAAAUUCAGUGCCUGGAAGAAUUUGGGCUAUCUGGGUCAGAUCUUUUCAAUUUCAUUGCAAAAUAUCCCUUCGUUCUUGCUAGAGGAUUAGACACUCAUCUGAGACCUGCCUUACAUUUAAUCAGACGAGCUGCUGGUAGCAAUAAGAAUGCUGUGAAAGCUCUAAAGAGAUCUGGUCGUUUGCUUUCCUACAGUAGUUGCAAAACUAUGGAAGCUAAUAUACUGUUGCUGCAAGAAGCUGGUUUUUCAGACGAUAAAAUCCAACAGUUUGUCAUGGCAAGGCCACGUUAUAUAACAAAUAAGCCUACUUGGAUUGGCAAUACUUUGAAAAGAGUAGAAAUGGAGUUUGGGAUUUCUCGAAACUCCCCAAUGUUUUACUGCGGAUUACUUGUUGCAACUGCACUGAAUAAGUCAACAGUGGACAAGAAACUUGAAAUCUUCAGGAGCUAUGGGUGGUCUAAUUCAGAAAUUUCUACCAUGGUGCAAAAACUACCCCAUUCUUUAACUCUAUCAGAGGCUAGGUUGAAAAAGGUACUGAAUUUUUUUAUGAAGGAACUUGGGUAUGAAUCCUAUUACCUGGCUUUUCGGCCCAUCAUUCUAACAUAUAGUUUGGAGAAGAAGAGCAUCCCUAGGAGUCAAGUGUUGAAAACUCUGGAAGAAAAUAAUCUGAGAGUGUGCUCGCUCUUUACAGCCAUAGUGUUGAGUGAAUCAAAGUUUUUGGGGGAUUACGUGUUACCAUACAAGAAUAAACUGCCUGAUAUGUAUCAGAGAUAUAUAAAAGGUAGAGCAAAAUAGAUGGAGCGUGCAGUAGUUUGUUGAUUGAUUAUUCUUGGUGUUGUGGGACUGGCCAAAGUUGCUAACUUGUGUGUUUAAGUUCAGUGACAUGCUAGGGAUGGGGUAGAGAAUGUGAGGAUUUUCUUUGCUUACUGAAUGCUGAUUUGUAUUAUGCUUCAAUCUUGAUUUUGAAUUUUGAUUGCUGCA
Molecule: messenger RNA, 1931 nt
Organism: Ipomoea triloba (trilobed morning glory)
Lineage: Eukaryota; Viridiplantae; Streptophyta; Magnoliopsida; Solanales; Convolvulaceae
Product: transcription termination factor MTERF4, chloroplastic-like
Exons: 2
Coding region: 531-1745 (404 amino acids)
Biological process (GO): regulation of DNA-templated transcription; chloroplast organization
Cellular component (GO): chloroplast
Molecular function (GO): double-stranded DNA binding
Source: RefSeq, a predicted model, not a curated record